Ilyonectria robusta is the source of this 2241-nucleotide messenger RNA. RefSeq names its product C2H2 finger domain protein. Bases 1 to 2241 code for a protein of 746 amino acids. The transcript is spliced from 5 exons. NCBI's taxonomy places the organism in Eukaryota, Fungi, Ascomycota, Sordariomycetes, Hypocreales, Nectriaceae. The record is from RefSeq and is a predicted model, not a curated record.
AUGACACGACGAGACGACCUUUUCGCUAACGCAGACGAUUCGGAUGCGUCGUAUUCCCCUGAGGACGAAUUCGACAGCGAUGAGCUCUUCGACAGGAAUGAAGCCGACGGCUCGGACGCGGAGACGGAGGCAACGGACGUCGAGGACCUGGGCUUGGAUGGCGACACUGGGUGUAUCGACGUCGAUGUCGAAGACCAGAUCCAGCUCUUCGGUGGCAAUGUCCAUCCACCUGGAUAUUAUCGGCAAGCUAUCGAAGAGUUCAACGAUACCGCCUAUGAAACCCAGGAUUACAGUGACGGCAGCCUACUACUUCUAGACGCAUGUGAGGAGCAGUGGCGCCAGUACUGCAAGAUUCUACGGCGCGACCCUCGGGAAUGUUUGGAGUCCAUCCCGAAGUCCAGCUCUCUGCGGUUGCUAUACAACUUCUUUGACUGGAGGCUCAACCAAAAGGUCGGCAAGGAUGGCAGGAAGAUGCGAGGAACCAAAACGAGCAGCUCGUUGGGCACAUACUGGAAAGUCUUUCGCCUCGUCUUUGAGAGAGCUAUAGGGGACAAGCUCGACCCCAAGAUGAAUCGGCACAUGCACAAGGUGCUUCGAGAACUCGCCAAAAAGCACGGUCUGAGCGACCAGAAACGAGUGAACAGGUGCAUGACGAUCGAGGACCUAAAGGAGCAGAUCGAAACGACGAUUAGCACUACAAAGAAAUCUUUCAAACUGGGCGAGCUCCGUAUUCUCGCCGUUCUCUUUCUCCUCCUGCUCGCUCCCGCGGGAGCUCGUCCCACAUCUAUCCUGCGUAUGCGAUUUGGAGACGUCCUACUUGCGUUGGCGAGAGACCCAGAGGACGGGCCGCAUAACAUUCUAAUUCGGUUCACUCUGGCCUUCACGAAGACUUACCUCGGCCUCAAAGACGCGAAAACCUUUACACUCCCCGAGACCUUGUACGACCCAUCCUUGCUUCUUAGCCCUCAUGCCUUCUUAUUGGGGAUUUUAUUUCGCCAUCUCGCUUUUCGAGCGUCUAGUCUCACAUCACCGGAACAGCUAGCGAACCUCGAUAUCCAUCCGGGGGAGCGGGAGCUACCUCUGCCGCUAAGGGACGAUAUAAAAGACAAAUACAUUUUCCGUCGAGCCGUCAAGACCCUUAUCGGGUUUGACAUCUCCGAGGACAAACCUAUCACGUACCAGAUGAUGGCGCAGUGGAUCAGAAGGAUCGGUGAGAUCUUGGGGCUAGAGUACCCUACUAUCCCAUACAACCUGCGCUAUAAUGCAGCCAACGAGUUUGAUCGAAGCGCCGAUAUCAGCGAGUCACUACGGAACCUUGCGCUGGACCAUGCAAACUCGGUCCCCUUUCAGAAGCACUACCUAGGACGCGAGGUCUGUGCAGAUACAUGGGGCAUUCUCCGGGGACAAAAGCCACAGCAAGCCUUGAUCAGACAGGCCUGCAGUGUCGGUCACUCGAUAAGCAAGCGGCGGCCGACUGACCUUACAGUUGAGCAGGCAGCAUCGGUGAACACUCAUCCUCUGAUCAAGCGAUUGGAGCGAGGUCUUCGAGGGCUACGUCAAGGGUCGGAAAAAUACAAAGAGGCCCGCCGCAAGGUGAGAAACGAGAAACAGAACCUAAAGAGGGCACUCAAGCAGCAGAUCCGAGACGAAUGGACUGCUGAGCAGGCGGUUGACGACAUUGAGCGACAAUUGCAAGGUAUUGGAUUCGCUAAGCAGGCGGCCGUGGACACGUCCUCUCGACCUCAGCGACCGGCUCAAAAGCGACUGGUGGAAGCACUCACCGCUCCCCUUAGCGACACGCUCGAAGGCCAGUUUCGGCGGAGAGACAACGCUAUCAACGCGGUCAGUGCGUAUUGCGUCGUCGAAGAAGGGCCAACCGUCCGCCGCACAAACACGUCGUCAGCUUACUCCAGCGGGCGUGCCGCCGUUGGCGAGCCUCCAGCCGAGAGCCCUCUAUAUGUGGCGCUGAUGUCAGUCUUCGUCAAGACAAAGCAGGAGAGACCGAGAAGAUGCUUCAUAUGUGUCGGCAAGGCACUCACCUUAGCGGGUGAUGAUGGAGCUGUCCGGGAUCUCAUCCACGAGUUCUACACUUCUGGUGACUUGACUAAGCACCUUCGACGCAAACACUUGUCGAAUCUGCGGGACGGCGACAAGAUCCAGUGCCAUGUUUGCGACCUGUCACUUGACCACAAAAUGCACCUCAAGAACCAUGCUCUGCGAGUACACGGAACCGUGCCUUAA